Messenger RNA from Cucurbita maxima (winter squash), 1942 nucleotides. Its product is annotated as probable ADP-ribosylation factor GTPase-activating protein AGD11. Bases 480 to 1703 code for a protein of 407 amino acids. The record is from RefSeq and is a predicted model, not a curated record. Lineage: Eukaryota; Viridiplantae; Streptophyta; Magnoliopsida; Cucurbitales; Cucurbitaceae. The transcript is spliced from 12 exons. Gene Ontology annotation, molecular function: GTPase activator activity; phospholipid binding.
UUACAUCAUAUCCAUGAACUACGUUGACUUGAACGAACAUGAAUGAUUUUUUUUUCUUUUCUAUCGAAGAUCAUCGGGCCCAUUUCUUCUUUUUCUCAAAAUCAAUUGAAGUUUGUUGCUAACCGACCAACAAUUUGUGAGCAAUGAGAUACACAUUCUGAUAUUAUCAAUUUCUCUCUGAUUUCAGUUUUUUCUCUGCAUUUGUUCCACCAAAUUUCACCGAAGAUGGUAAGGUUUUGCGGUUUUCGUUAAUUCUUCGACAUUUUUCGUUACGAGCGUUGUGUAUGCUUCGUUAGCUGCAGAUUUUCCGUUAAAUGCGUUGAACUAUCUCUAGCAUCGCGCCUCCCUUCUUUUGUUCCUUGAACGAGAAAAGGCAGGGCAGAGUUAUGUUAAUCUACGCUUAAUCAUUUCAUUCGUCAUUGUACAAACCUAUUCCCCCAUUCUUUCAUGAUCUGUGUGCUCGUUAUUUGAGGCUGGAGAUGUCAACCCAGCCGAAGAACUCCGAUUCAGGCGUUUGUCUCUUCGAUCUUCUAUUUCCAGAUUCAGAAAUGCGAGGCUGGGACUGGAGUCGAAUGCCCUCUGAUUCAGAAACGCAACGGUGGAACUGGAAAAAGGAUCAACAGCUCUCUGGCCCCCAGAAAAGGUUGGAAGAUCUGUUGCGCCAAUCUGGUAAUAAGUUAUGUGCAGAUUGUGGCUCACCAGAUCCGAAAUGGGUAUCGUUAAAUUUGGGAGUAUUUAUCUGUAUAAAGUGUUCUGGAGUACACAGAAGUCUUGGAGUUCAUAUCUCUAAGGUUUUCUCAGUGAAGCUUGAUAAUUGGACGGAUGAACAAGUCAAUACUUUUAUAAGCAUGGGUGGAAACGCAGAUGUAAACAAGAAAUAUGAAGCCGGCAUCAUAGAUUUGACCAGAAAACCAAAACCAGAUUCCUGUAUAGAGGAGCGCUUUGAGUUUAUAAGGAGAAAGUAUGAACUGCUACAAUUUUAUAACGGCAAUGGUCAUAAUUCUAGUGAUGGCUCAGUUAAUAAAAGGAUUUCAUCAUGCUCUCAAAUUAACUCUUCAAGCAAGAAUGGUUCCCAGGACAAAAGGCAGUAUGAGAAACUAGCUACCAGGCAUCGCAUUGCGAAUGCGUUUCGUAACAGCCGAGUUAGAAGAGAUAGUGACCACAAGAGUUUCGACAAGAGCAACCCUUCCGUCUCAAGACUAGCGUCAGCAGGUAUGGUCGAGUUCGUCGGGUUGGUUAAGGUCAAUGUGGUUAGAGGCACGAACCUAGCUAUCAGAGACGUGGUGUCCAGUGAUCCCUAUGUAAUUCUCUCAUUGGGUCACCAAUCUGUGAGGACUCGUGUCAUAAAGAGCAACCUUAACCCAGUUUGGAAUGAGAGCCUAAUGUUGUCGAUUCCCGAACAUAUACCUCCGCUAAAAGUGCUUGUCUAUGAUAAGGACACAUUUUCCACUGAUGACUUUAUGGGCGAGGCCGAAAUCGACAUACAACCCUUGGUUGCAGCCACAAGGGCAUACGAGAAGUCGACAAUUGAUGAAUCAAUGCAGCUGGGAAAAUGGGUGGCAACUAAUGACAAUACGUUGGUAAAAGAUGGAAUCAUUAACCUUGUAGAUGGAAAGGUUAGACAGGACAUAUCUCUUAGAUUGCAGAAUGUGGAGAGAGGUGUUCUUGAGGUUGAGCUAGAAUGCAUUCCACUCACACAAUAGCUGCUGCUAUGGGGAGGUAUUGAAUUCAUAUGAUUUUAUAUUUAGUCGAUCACUAGAAAAAAGCUUGAAAGUUGAAGAAAAAAUGAUCAUUCUCCUUUGGUAGCUGCUGUAUAUCAUUGGCAUUUGUAAUGUGUAAAUAAAAAGAUGUGGAAUAUAUGGCUUAGAUUUAAUCUUCUGUUCUUCAUUUUUUCUUCUUUUUUCAGAUCCUUAAAUUGUAUUACAAUAUUAGAGUUAGAACC